Arctia plantaginis is the source of this 1416-nucleotide messenger RNA. The record is from the annotation of a GenBank genome assembly. Lineage: Eukaryota; Metazoa; Arthropoda; Insecta; Lepidoptera; Erebidae.
AUGCGGUUUGCUAUCGCCUUUCUGUUUGUGACGACAUGGACUAUAAGUCUGUGCGUCGGGCUCGACUACGCCUCGGCGUGCGCGCGGCCCAACAGGUCAAGCCGAGGGCGGGCGCUGCCGAACGUGCCCUGUGACUUGGGCAAACACAACUAUUGUACUACACCAGGGAACAACUAUCCCUGGCACUCGAUCAGAAGAUUUAUUAGAGAAAAUCAGGGUCUGAUGAAAAGAAUGUACGGCGAGGAACGACAAAUAUCAAUAAUAAAAGCGGAAUUGGAUAACUUUAUAGAAGAUGAUGAAGAUGAUGUUAAUAGUAAAACAUCAAAUUUUGAAGAAGAUAUCAUAAAAACAAAAAUGAUGUACACCAAGAUGAGUCAAGGACGUGCCAUGAGAGACAAACCACACUUCAGGCCUAUCAAUACCGAGAAAAACAAAAAGCUCGACAAUGACACGCUAAAAGUUAAACCACUAGAAACACCUCAAAAAAAAGAUAACAACACAGGCACCAGCAACAAGACAGAAAUAAGCAACGAAACGGUAAAUGAAAAAGGUAUAUCUUAUAAAACAAAACUUGAAAGCAUUGCAAACAUAGAAAUCAAUAAUUUAGAUCCUGAUGUUAUUACUUUAGAAGCUGUUAUCAAACAAAGCAUUGAAACUAAUAGCAUAUAUCCAAAAUAUUCGAGUAACACUAAAAUAGAGGCUGUUAAUGAUACGAAAAUUAAUACAGAUUCAAAUUCGACAACUACAGAAAGUAUUAAUACUGCAGAGACCACCACUGAUGAAUAUGACUCAACCACAGAAGCUGGGAAAGACGCCUGGAGACCAAUGAACGUUGACACCUCAACGUUACCGCCGACCCUUCUCUUCUCUGAGCACGAGAAAGUCAAGAUAGAUAGGAUAGAUACAAAAAUGUCGGAAAAAAAGGAGGAGUUCCAUCCUAAGCCUGUUCAGCAUCAGGAGACUGUGAGGCCAGCUGUUAUAAAAUUAAGAGGAGCAAACGCUUGCGAGUCCAAAGAACAAAUAGCGGCGCCUUUCUGGGCAAACAGCACACGCGGGGAACUUCUGGCGCUGCUCAACAUGUACCCAUAUGAGCAAUACAUACACCUUGAGACCUGCGUGCAUGAGCGGAAGCAGAUGUAUUGUCGAGAAGGUUGCAGAUGUGAACAACAAUUCCGUCUCCACCGUCUACUUGCCUACGACCCCAGGAACGAGUGUCGGGGCAUCUUCGCAGAGUGGUUCAAGUUCCCUUCCUGCUGCGUCUGCAAGUGUUACGACGUGCCCCUCGAGUUUCGUGCUCGCUCUCCAAGAAUAUUACAUCCGCAGUAUGACGAGGAAGUGAAGAGAGUCAUAUAUGAGGAUGUAGCCAGAGAUUGGUACUCGAUGUCUGUCUACGAUGAUGAAGACGAUUUGUUUUAG